GGAAGGGAGGGGGAGGGGAAUGUUACGUACUAACCUAACCUUGACAGUUCGAUUAGGAAGAACGAACAACCAAACCUUCGAAUAUCUAAGCAAUUAAUUUUUGUCCCAUCAUGCCGGGCAAAAUUCAACCUCGUGAUACUAUUGAAAUCGUCCAGAAAUUGAGGAACUUCCUGCUAGGGAGCAGAGGCGGACAGAACUACCUUCGAUUUGAGGGUCAUGGUAUUGCUGCACGCACUCAACCUCCUCCAAAUCUGCCUGAUGGCCCCCACGCUAAGCUCUCUGCCAACUACUACUAUACAAGAGACGCCCGCCGUGAGUUAAACCCACCUGUCCUUCUAGCCAGCGACCAGAAACUUUUACCUGCUCCUGCCUCAGAACAGCCAGCUCGUAAACAUCGCACUCCAGGCCCAAACUUUGCAUGGGACGCUCGUCUAUAAACACCUCUUCUUGUACUGUAUAUUUGUGUAGAAAGUGUAAAAAUGCUUAACUUCAGAUAAUAUAUAUUUAAUUUUAUCUCAAUUGAAAA
Messenger RNA from Frankliniella occidentalis (western flower thrips), 526 nucleotides. Its product is annotated as NADH dehydrogenase [ubiquinone] 1 alpha subcomplex subunit 7. The coding region runs from base 111 to 437 and encodes 108 amino acids. Gene Ontology annotation, cellular component: mitochondrial inner membrane. The transcript is spliced from 3 exons. NCBI's taxonomy places the organism in Eukaryota, Metazoa, Arthropoda, Insecta, Thysanoptera, Thripidae. Gene Ontology annotation, biological process: mitochondrial electron transport, NADH to ubiquinone; ATP synthesis coupled electron transport. The record is from RefSeq and is a predicted model, not a curated record.